AGGGGGCGGAGCCGAAGUGGGAGCUCACGAAGCAGAAGAGAUGGAGGGCUUCGUGUCGAACGUUGAGGUCUGCAACCUGGCCUAUAACGGAAAGUUGGAGCAACUGAAGGAAAAAGUCCUAUCCGACAAAUCCCAGGCCAUCAAAAUUGACCAGGACAACCGGACUGCAUUACAUUGGGCAUGCUCAGCAGGAUACACCGACAUCGUUAACUUCCUGCUCAGUUUCGGAGUGCCAGUGAAUGAUAAAGAUGAUGCUGGUUGGUCCCCUCUUCAUAUUGCUGCCUCUGCUGGCCGGGAUGAGAUUGUGAAGGCUCUUCUGGGGAAAGGAGCUCAAGUAAAUUCUGUCAAUCAGAAUGGCUGUACUCCACUGCAUUAUGCAGCAUCCAAAAAUAAGCAUGAGAUUGCUAUCAUGUUAUUAGAAGCAGGUGCUAAUCCAGAUGCUACCGACCACUUGGAGUCCACUCCACUGCAUAGAGCCUCAGCCAAGGGUAAUCUGAAGAUGAUCCAAGUCCUUCUGCAAUACAAGGCCUCCACAAAUAUCCAAGACUCUCAAGGGAACACUCCAUUACACUUAGCUUGUGAUGAGGAAAGGAUUGAAGAAGCAAAACUACUGGUGUCUCGAGGAGCGAGUAUCUUCAUUGAAAACAAAGAAAAAAAGAGUCCUUUGCAGGUAGCAAAAGGUGGCCUUGGUGCUGUGCUGAAAAGAAUGGUGGAAGACUAGCUUGGCCUAGCGCUUUAUAUGAUCUGCUUCACGGAUGGUUUCUCUGGCCAUUGUUAUUAUUGGUGUGUGUUUUUUUUUUUUUUUUUGAAACUGAUAAGCUAAGUGCACAAGAUCACAUUGUUAUUGUUAAUGGUUUAGGAAAUAAAGGUUUUACUGUUUCAGGA
This is a messenger RNA of Antechinus flavipes (yellow-footed antechinus), 885 nucleotides long. It is a transcript of the gene PSMD10, whose product is annotated as proteasome 26S subunit, non-ATPase 10. NCBI's taxonomy places the organism in Eukaryota, Metazoa, Chordata, Mammalia, Dasyuromorphia, Dasyuridae. Bases 41 to 721 code for a protein of 226 amino acids. The record is from RefSeq and is a predicted model, not a curated record. Gene Ontology annotation, molecular function: protein binding. The transcript has 5 exons.